AUGACGGAGCCCAGGGACGUCCUGGUGCUGCUGCCCACGCAGGAGCAGCUGCGGCUGGUCGUGGGGGUGCGGGCCACCUGCCGUGAGCUCUUCCAGCGGGCGUGCGACGUGGCCAGCAUCAAGGAAGCCCACUUCUUCGGCCUCAGCGUGGUCAGAAACAACGAGUACGUGUUCAUGGACCUGGAGCAGAGCGUCAGCAAGUACCUCCCGAGAGACCGGAAGCGGCAAGGGCACCAAGGUGCCGGGAGGCCCCGCACGCCCUUCGUGACCUUCCUCAGAGUGCGGUGCUACGUGGAGGACGGCAGGGUCAUGAGGGACAAGACGACCAGGCACCUCUACUACUGCCACCUGAAGGAGCGCGUGCUGAGGUCCCAGUGCACCCACCGUGAGGAGGCCUACUUCUUGCUGGCCGCCUACGCCCUGCAGGCCGACCUGGGCGACCACCGGGAGCCGGUCCACGCAGGCCGGUACUUCGAGCCACACGCCUACUUUCCCCAGUGGAUCAUCGCCAAGAGGGGCAGCGCCUACAUCCGCAGGCACGCACCCGCCAUGCACCGCGAGCAGCGGGGCCUCCGCCCCAAGCAGGCUGCGCUGCGCUUCAUCAGGGAGGCCUGCCGCCUGGAGGACGUGCCCGUCCACUUCUUCCGGCUGUUUAAGGUUACCAAGGCCUGGCGUCCUGUCCUGGGAUUGCUGCCCCGUGGCCUCUUCCUUGUUCAGGGGAAAAGGUUUGAGAUCCAGCCGGAAGGGCUGCCAUCAGCGCGGAAGCUGGUGUACUACACGGGCUGCGCCUGGCGCUCCGGCCACCUGCUGCGGCUACUCAGCGCCAGCCACCAGCUGCGGCUCAGCCUGCAGCCCGCCCUGCAGAGGCUGCAGCGGCUGGAGAGCAUGGAAGAGAGGAAGCGCUAUCGGGAGUCCUACAUCAGCGACACGCUGGACCCGGACCCGGACCCGGGUGGCAGGGGCUCCCCAGACUCCCCCCACAGCGGGGGCGGUGGCCGGCAGCUCCCCCAACACCUGCCCGUUGGCUCGGCUGACAGCAGCGGCCCCUGUGUCAUCGAGGCGGAUGCUGGGCCCGCAGAGCCCAGGGAGGCGUCGGUGGAGGAGCCCCGGGGCGCGGAUGGUGGCCACAGAGGCAGGCCCCAGGGGGACGCCCAGGACCCGGGGGACGCCCCUUGCAAGGAGCCCCCGGCGGCUGCGCAGGUCCCGCUGGGCAGGACUCGGGGCGGCAGUGCGGAGGCCCCGUACCAGGUGGCCUUCCUGCAGCCAGCUGCCACCUGGUCAUUGGUGGAGGACGUGCCCAUCAGCCGGCUGGCGGCCCGUGUCCCCAGCUGGAAGCCAGGGCUGGUGCUGUGUCUCGGCUGCCUUCAGACAGUGGGCCCCUGA
Molecule: messenger RNA, 1383 nt
Organism: Suricata suricatta (meerkat)
Lineage: Eukaryota; Metazoa; Chordata; Mammalia; Carnivora; Herpestidae
Gene: FRMD1
Product: FERM domain containing 1
Exons: 11
Coding region: 1-1383 (460 amino acids)
Biological process (GO): positive regulation of hippo signaling
Cellular component (GO): cytoplasmic side of apical plasma membrane; cytoskeleton
Source: RefSeq, a predicted model, not a curated record